Messenger RNA from Dendrobium catenatum, 767 nucleotides. RefSeq lists its product as uncharacterized. Lineage: Eukaryota; Viridiplantae; Streptophyta; Magnoliopsida; Asparagales; Orchidaceae. The transcript is spliced from 3 exons. The record is from RefSeq and is a predicted model, not a curated record. Gene Ontology annotation, biological process: translation. Gene Ontology annotation, molecular function: structural constituent of ribosome. Bases 65 to 442 code for a protein of 125 amino acids. Gene Ontology annotation, cellular component: ribosome.
ACCGGUGUGUCCAACCCACUUAUCAACAUUAAAGCUGCUUCUCCUGCCCUUCCACGGCGCAGCAAUGAAUCACCUUUCAAGGUCUCUAACGUACUCACUCUCUUUCUUCCAGAGGACGGCACUGGCGCCGCUGGAGGUUCAUGGACACCAGAUGCAGUGGAUUCGCGGGAUUAGGGUUAAGGUAUUUAAUGAUAAUUUGGAGCAAGCGCUGAAUGUUUUGGAGAGGAAGAUGAAGUCUAGCGGAAUGGAGAGGCUUAUCAAGCGCCAUACUGACCAUCACGUAAAGAACUCGGAGAAGCGCGUUCUUGCUCGCAAGAACCUCGAGCUCCGGAUCCGUUCCGAGGAACUUUCCCGCAAACUCCGCUCCAUCCUAGUCAAGAAGAUCAGCACCUUCUCCAUCUCGUUUAAUAUGGUUGAGUACCUGACUUCUACUGAGCCUUAGUUCUACAUCAUCCUAUUACCCUUCAUAAAGGGGUCUAUGAAGAUUGCAGCUGUAAUGGGAAAAUGAAAUCGGAAUAUAAAGCCUCUCUUAUGUUUCAUUAGUGUGUCUGUUGAUUUCUAUGAAAGGUACUUUUAAUAGCUUAGCUGAUGUUUUUUUUUUUUAAUAUAAUUUAUUUGAAGUUAUCCUAGGUUUAAUACAGCUCCUUAGUAAAAUUUUGUUCUGGAACUAAACUCAUUAGUAGUGAACUUGGCCUUUAUUUGAGAUCCCCAGUUAUGUAAAAUGAGCCUUUAUAUUUUAUAAUACACAGUGAGAUAUUAACGAAUCA